AUGGCAGACACCGAAGAACCCCAGUUUAACACGCUGGCAGAGCGGAUAGCUGCGUUGAACAAGCAAAAGAACUUCAGCAGCGUUGGCACCCCUGAAGCUGCUCGCAAGAAGCCGCCGCCGCCUCCUCCUGGGCGCCCUUCUGCCGAAGCCCAGGGACGAAGCCUCACGGCUCCCGUCGUGACCAUCACCAGCUCGGCACAUGAGGCUGCACCGCGAAUGCCUCCGAGACCCAAGCCAAAUGUUGAUGCACCGCCCCCUCUCCCUCGUCGGAACACCCAGAACGCUGCAGAUGCUUCUGGGCCUCCUCCUUUGCCGUCGAGGACUGCAUCUUUCCAGGCGUCGCCUGCGCUGCCGCCGCGGCGAACGUCGACAAUUACGGUUCCCAAGCCCUCGGGCCGACGUAACUCUGCGUCAUCCGAAGCCUCGAUGCAGUCCACCAUGUCGUCUCUGUCAUUGACCAAGACAAUUUCCUCUACCACGAGCAAUGGAUCCAACGGCACCAUCGUGCAUAAGCUGCCACCCGUGACGGACAUGGCUGAUCUGCCUCCUUUGCCACCCACCAGGCGAGAAUUGGAAGCAAAGGCCAAAGAAGAGGCUGCGGCGAGGCAGGCCGCCGCCAAAGAGGCUAGACCUGGUCUCCCUCCUAGACAACCAUCGAGACCAGCCAGGCCCCAGGCCUCUGCAAGUACUGAAUCCAUACCGAGACCGACACCAAGGCCGACGCAAAAGUCCGCCCCUCCCCCACGAAUGCCACCGAGGCCCAAGAUUGCUGCCGCUGCUGAUGACGCUCCGCCUCCUGUCCCAAUGGCCUCUCGACCAUCCGUCUCCCAGAUCCAGGCCAUGUCAUCUCGGGCAUCACCAGCUCCUCCCGCUGUGACCAACGAUUGUUGGGUAUGCAGAGAUUGGAGCGGACCUGAUGAUGUCGCCGCCCAGUACCCCAGAGAGGGACUACCCCGGAAUGACCCUGUGGGAUAUCUUGCCCGCGCACUAUGUGAUCCAUUCCCCUCGUAUAACGACAAGGCCAGGGCCAUCUUCACAUGGUUCCACCACAACAUUGCGUAUGAUACAAAAGCCUUUUUCAGCGGCAACAUCAGGGGCCAGACACCUGAAAAUACCAUACUAUACGGUGCAGCCGUUUGCCAGGGCUAUGCGGAGACAUACAAGGCAAUCGCCAACAAGGCAGGCUUGGAGUGCAUUGUUGUUGGCGGCCAUGGCAAAGGCUACGGAUACACUGCCUUGAAAAAGGGAGAAAGACCGCCGCCAGCUGAUCCGAGUGGCCACGCAUGGAAUGCCGUCAGAGUUGAUGGCGGCGUUUGGAGGCUGCUCGAUGCCUGCUGGGGAGCCGGCCACAUUUGUGGAAAUAACAACUUGUUCAAGAAAGAAUUCAGCCCCGUUCAGUUUACCAACAGCGGCCACCGGUUCGGCAACUCCCAUUUCCCCUCUGAUGGCAGGCACCAAUUCCGAGAGGAUGGCCGCACCAUUACUUGGGACGAAUACAUCAUUGGCCGUUCUCAGGGCCCGCCUGUGGAAGUAUUUGGCAACUGUGGCCAAGAGGGCAUUGCCGAAGAUUCAAUCGAACCUGCGUCCAAGGAAAUAUCUGUAUACAGUGGCGAGACCGUUCGGUUCCAGUUCUCAAAAAUCUGCGAGCACUGGAAAUCAGAAAAGAAUGGCCGUGGAAAGCCUCCUUUGUUCCUACUUCAGUUCCAUGGCGUCGACGGCCGCAAAGACGACAUCAUCCCGAUUGAGACGGAUGGCUACUGGCACUGGGCCGAUGUCAAUGCUCGCGAUCUCGGCGCUCCGGGCCAAUCGGUCAUGGUGUUGCAACUGACGUCUAUGGAUGGUCAAGACGCACGGGGCGUGACCGCUCAGCAGUUUCUCUCCAAGAAAGGCAAGGUUGGAAUGGCUUGGGCGUAUGUCGCCAAGUGGGAAUUGGUUUAG
Messenger RNA from Trichoderma atroviride IMI 206040, 1938 nucleotides. NCBI's taxonomy places the organism in Eukaryota, Fungi, Ascomycota, Sordariomycetes, Hypocreales, Hypocreaceae. The record is from RefSeq and is a predicted model, not a curated record.